Naegleria fowleri is the source of this 1224-nucleotide messenger RNA. RefSeq lists its product as uncharacterized. The transcript has a single exon. Gene Ontology annotation, molecular function: hydrolase activity. Lineage: Eukaryota; Heterolobosea; Eutetramitea; Acrasida; Naegleriidae. The record is from RefSeq and is a predicted model, not a curated record. The coding region runs from base 1 to 1224 and encodes 407 amino acids.
AUGUUCAAACAACAACUUUUGAUUCUUUCUGUACUCAUUCCAGUCAUUGGAAUUGCACUACAAAUCUAUUGGAACAGACAUCUCACUCUUCCUGUAAUGAUCUUUAGAUGUCUUUUGAACACAGUGAUUGCUCGUAACAAAUAUUUGGGACGUUUGUCAGAGAUGACAGAAAAGACAAGAUCCAAUAAGAAGGAGAGUAUUUUCAUGAUGGGAAGUGUGAUGAGACCCCAUUGGAAGGAUCUAGAUCUUGAAGCAAAAACGUUGAAUAGUUUAGUGGCCUUCGCCGGUCAAUCUCAAUUAAAAUUGGAUAAAUAUGGAUUAAGAAAAUCAAUGGAGCAUCAAGCCUUGUAUCCUCCUAUUGAAGCUGGAAGGAAUUGUGAAAGCAUUCAAGUCAUUGAAAGUUUAAGAAAUUCCAUUUUCGUUCGAAUGAAAGAGUUCAACUUGGACAAGAGUAAGGAACCUAAAGUAUUGUUUUAUGUUCAUGGAGGUGGUGGUUAUGGAGGAUUGGCAGCAGGUUUACAAGCACGAGGUGUGGUCGAGUUUUUAAAUGAUUCACGAUAUACUCACUCGAUCAAAUUCAUGCUUUCUGUGAAUUAUCGAUUGCUUGGUUUGGAUGAAAAUGAAAAGAAGAAGCGUGAUGUUUAUGCAGCAAAUUUUGAAGAUCAACUUGAGGAUUGUUGGAAUGCUUAUCAGUGGUUGUUGAAAGAAAACAAUUUCAAACCUCAAAAUAUUGUCAUGAUGGGUGACUCCUUUGGACCCAUGUUGAUCAUGAAUUUGUUGGCCAAGAUUGGAGCCAAUGCCACAGAACAACUUCCUCGUGCUGCAGCAUUGGCCUCUGGCUAUUUUGAUUUGAGUGGUAAAACAUUGGGAGAAAACUUUGACGAAGAAAAUUCCAUUCUUGUCAGCAAGAAUAAUAUGGAAUUAAUUCAAGGACUUUAUGCGACGGAGAAAUCAUCUUACUCUCCAAUUGGUUAUGACAGCACUGUCGUUUCCUCAUUCAAUGCCACGAAAUUAUUGUUGGUUUACAGUAAUCAUGAAGAAUGCACAGCUGACAAUGUCAAGAUGGUGCAAACUUUGCAAAAUGGCAAACAUCCUCAUGUUCAAGUCAUUGCUGAAAAUGGUCACAUUCAUGGCUAUCCUCUUUUCUUUUAUUACUCACCACAAAUUAGAAAAACUAUGGAAAAGAUGAUUGAAUUUUUGGAUCAAUCCCAAUUAUUUAAUUAA